GAAAUAAAACUGUAACAACCAUUUAGAGGAGCGGAGUAUUUUUGUGUAAUUUUAAAAAUUAACUCGCGUAGUAGAGUAAAAAUAGGUAAAAAUAUGCCAGAUGGAUAUUUUGUAUUUUGUAUAAACCAUGUAUUUAAUAAAAACAUGGUAAUAACUAUCGAGAAUUAAGUACUAAUACAUAUUAAUAUACUAAAUCUUGUGGAAAGCAAGAUGGCAGACAUUCCCGCCCUAAAGGAACUUGUAAGAGCUUCAGACCGGUUGAAGAAUCUACCAAAGCCUCCGGCAAAAUUGAGUCAGGUUGAAGGCUAUCAGAAACAGCAGAAGCAGAUUUUUGAAGAGGCGGCAAAUAUCGUGGAAAAUGUUGGAAAGUACGCGGAAUUGAUAUUGAACAAGAUUGACGAGCUUAAGCUUAUGAUUCCUGCACAGAUAAAGACCAUUCAGCAGGCAAUAGAAGACAUAAUGAGGUCAAUUCAAGUUUCUUCAGAACGGGUUUCCUCAUUUCAAAGCAAUGUUACCCCAAGGACAAACGUCCAAGCCAGAUCCGACCAAGUAACUGGACACGUGCAGAGAAAUCAGGCGACUCCUGUUGUCCGAGAUAUGCAGAAUGUGCGAAAUUAUGAUAGCAUCACUCCAAAAAACACUACAGACAAUCACAAUCAGAGCGCAAUCGAUCAAAUGAAGACAAUGCAUGCUUUGGAAGAAGUUGCCAAAGGAAUUGUUCUUGAUCGUCUAAACGAAUUGAUACAUAAUACCGAGAAUAUGCUGGACAAAGUGAAAAAAGGGGGAAACGUUACUCAAAACGACAUGGAUGAUUUGAAAGGAUGUCUCGAUAGUUGGACAAAUGCAAAGCAAAUGAGCCAUGAGACCGAAAAAGAACAAAAGCGACUACAGGAAGAAAACAAACGAGUGAUGGCAGCGGAGUUAAAGAGGCAAGAAGCCGAAAAGAAGUUACAUGAAAAAGAGUGGAAGAAACAGCAAGAUGAUUUAAAAAGGCAGCGCAAAGAGGAAGAACGAAAAGCGCGUUUAGAACAAGAAAGAAAACAAAGGGAAGCAGAUAUGGAAAGGAAAAGAGCGGAUGAAGAAAGAAAAAAACGAAAAGAAGAAGAAUUGCGAAGACAACGAGAGGAAGAGAAAAGAUGGAAGAGGCAAGAAGAAGAAAGACUUGCGCGUUCAGAAAAAGAACACAAACAAAUGGACAAAGAGGAGCUUGAUGAAGCUAGACGUAAAGCCGAACAAGAGCGUAAGCAAAGAGAAAUAGAGAAGAAACGAGCCGCAGAAGAACGCAAAUUAUUAGAGGAACAGAAGCGACUUGAAUCGGAAGUUAGAAAAAGAGAGAAGGAAGAAAAAAUGCGACAAGAAAAGGCCCGACGAAAACAACAAGAAGAAGAAAAAAGAGCACGAGAAGAAGAAGAAAGACGGACAAGAGAAGAUGAAGAAAGACGAAAACGAGAGCAAGAAGAAAAACAACAACGAGAGGAAGAAGAAAGACGAAAACAGAAGGAACAAGAAAUACGACAACGGGAGGAAGAACAAAAACGAAAACAGGAGGAAGAAAAAAAGCGACAACAAGAGGAAGAAGAAAGAAGAAAACGAGACGAAGAAGAAAAACAACAAAGGGAGGAGGAAGAAAGACGAAAACAGGAGGAAGAAAAGUUUCGAAAAAAAGAAGAGAGAAGAAAAAUAGAUGAAGAAGCGGAAAGAAAGAAGAAAGAGGAAGAACAAAUAAGGAAAAGCGAGGAGGAGAAACAACGUAGGCUGAAAGAAGAGGCUGACCUAGAAAGGAAAAGACAGGAAGAUGAGGAAAGGGCAAUACGUUUAGAUCCUAAUAACUGGAAACCAAUAGCAUUCGAACGCCCAUGCGAUGAAGUUGGCGGAAAAAGACCGUUUCACGACGGGAUAUGCUGUAUGGUUACGUCUCCUUUGGAUGGAAUUACAGAAGAUAGUAUACAGUGCACCGCGUCUGACGAGAUUGAUGACAUCAUAGAAAAGCUUGAGGAAGAUGAAAAACCGGCGAGCUCAAUUAUUAAUGUUCAAACAAAAUCGAAAUCAAUUUCAACUGAGUGUCCAUCAAGAGUAUUUCUACCACAUUAUCCGUGCACAAGCUCAUCUGAAGAACUAAUCGUGAAAUACUCCAUUAACGGAAGCGACUGGACGACAUCUGAAGUUGUGAGACCAUCUCAGUGUUUAGAAGAUUACAAAAAGUUUCCAGCCACAAACCUUGUUGGACUGGAAGCAAACGAUUUCGACACGCUAAAGAUGUUUGUUGUAUCAAGACAAAUAGGUCAAAGUGUGACAGUGGAGAAGGAGGGUAUUACUGUUGUUUCCACCACUGACCAAAAUGUGAAACUCAUUAUACCAAGUGAUGCUUUUUCUUCGAGAACCCGUGUUCGGCUAACGGUAGAAAAGAAAGCUUUGGAUAUGGAAACGAAUUGCGGCCUGAUGUCCGAUAAAACAUAUGUUGGACCAAUGGCUACAGUCGUCUGUGAUAACGCUCCUGUCAAAAACAUUGCACUCGAUAUUGAGAAUAUUGCCACUCCUGAGAGUACACGAAAACUACAGCGUGGUAAACGCCAUCAUCUACUCUUGUCACCAAAUAACGGGUGGUCAUUUGCCGAGUGUGAUUACAAGGAGGCUAAUACCGUAGUCGGUUCUAUAAUACUUCCAGCAAACAGAUUAAGAUACACUAUUGUUGAAGUAGAACUUCCAAUUAAUACCCCGAAGGAGAACGCCUUGAAGUUAGCUCAAACGUAUCACGCUCAAAGUCUAGGCACACCUGUGCACGUAGUAUUGAAACAACAGAAAACGAAUCCCGAGAACGCAAAGCUUGUAGUCGUGCAGCCACAUGCUUUGAUGGAGCAACUUGAGCGGCUGAAAAACGAUGGGUUUACUCUAGGACCGGAUCCAAGUAAACUUCUGAGUGUAAGGGAAGGACAGCGACUGUACAUGUCUAGUAGAGGAAACAUCGACAUUUCAGGGGCAGAAAAUGGGACUGUCCGGUAUACUUUCUUUAAAUACAUAAAAGAAGUGAAUGCCAAUGUCAAGCUCAAACCAAGAGACGCAUAUCUACAACGUGAUCUUCCAGAGUACAACGGAAUCCUGCUUAUAAGCGAGGAUAACGAUAGAGAAUUUUCUGAUAAGACAAUUGAGUUCACCGUACAUCUACCUAAGGCUGAUGCUCCCAAAGGUCGCAGAGCUGUGCACAGAAUUAGAUUCCCCUACUAUUUGACGUGCUUGGCCGGAUAUCUAUCGAAAUGCAUCUGCGAGAGCCAAAACGAUAAUUGGCAGGAUAUAGUCAGUUGUUUCAUCGAUAAAAAGCAGCUCCAGUCAUUGAUUCGCGUUGCUAAGAGGCGGGUAAGGGAAAUUGAUCAGCGUACUUUAUGCAGGAAUGUUCUCCAUGACUGGAUGAAACAGACCACGAAACAAGAAGACAAGGUUCAGAUUAUUCUCGAAGGUUUGCAGAUCCAUCAACAUGUUGACAUUCAUAGGCAAUGUGAACAGUUUGUUGUGUUUCAAAAAGGGACAAUGACGGACAGGGCGAUUGCUGACAUCGCAGCGUCUGUAACGAGAUCACCCGAUGAGUUGGCGUCUGUUUUAAACAUUCAACCUGAAGUUUUGCAUACCAUCAAAACAGACUACGAGGGAGUUGAUGUUGUAUUGCAGAUAUUGACGGAGUGGAGAGAAUCGGACGAUGCCAUUAAUCUUGCAAACGGUGCUUUAGAUGAGCUUAAAGGCUUUGUUUGUAGUUAAAUGUAUCGUGUUUUUGUUGCGCAUGCACACGUGAUGGUAUACCGGUAACAUAUUGAAUGAACUUUUAUUAAUGCUUUUAACAGUACGUUCGAGUGAUGAUUAUUGUUUUUUGUAAAUC
Molecule: messenger RNA, 3865 nt
Organism: Dreissena polymorpha
Lineage: Eukaryota; Metazoa; Mollusca; Bivalvia; Myida; Dreissenidae
Exons: 20
Coding region: 211-3747 (1178 amino acids)
Source: RefSeq, a predicted model, not a curated record